AUGUUACCCUCCGUGGCGCCAUUCCCGCCAGUUCAGCCACACCACCUAAAUCGAUAUCACGAAUCCGAAUCGCUCAAUGGAAACUAUGGCUUGGACAAUUCAUUCGCGGCGCAGCUUCCUCAGUAUGGUUUCGCCAGCCAUGGCUCGUUCCAAUCGGUCCCACGAACUCGACUGCAGUAUCCUCACCCCGUCCAACGUCCCAGUCUUCACGAUCCCACCCAUUCGGCGACGCUGACAUUGAACAAUGUUGGGGAACAUGCGCUGAGGAGGAAAACGCCAAACGGAACCCUUGCUGCUGGAUACGAUGGUACACUGGGCGAUAUAACGAUCCAACCGGCGUCAAAGCACAUAUUGGUUUCGCAGUUGGACUCGGGCCAGCUGGUUUCGCCCCAAGCCGGCUUUCCGAUUGACUCCUGGCAACAACCCACCCUGGAUCAAUCGUCAACAGCGCAGCAAUUGAACUUUCCGCCCAUGCAUAAGACUGACCCGGGUCGAGGCAACGCUAUGCCGGAGGAAUUGGCGCAGAGUUUCAAUGGGAUUAGUUGGAUACGGUCGUUGAAUGGUGCGCCAGGAAUUGACUCGAUGCUAAACCAAACGUUACCGAUGCAAGGAUCUCAGCAGCGAUUUUACUGGCACAAUGGAGCAUAUGUCCCUACGGUGCUCCCGGCUACCUUGCAGCCAUGCAUUGGGCCCACGGCAUCCGCAGGAACUGCACCAUAUGGGCCGUACUGGCCAGAUGGUGCUUACAUUCCAUAUCGCCCUGCUGCGUUUCGUGAACCCCGUUCGAACCAACAAGGCCCUUUUGCGAAUCCGCUCGGCCAUUCCGCCCCGCAAUUCUUCGAUGCGGGGCAGCAAUCUUUCAACAUGGGUGCUAUCCCAUCAAAUAAGCUGGAGCUCGGCGAUUGGAAUCAGAAUUCCUUGGGCGUAUUUAACCCUGAUGGUUCAGUGAAAAACAAUUUCCCUCCGCGUCAUUCGGAGCAAAAGACCUUUGAUACCUCAAACAACCAACGUGUUUUACCGUUCCAUACACGCCAAAGCAACUCUGGAUCUGGUUUCUCGACACGACCGCCAUUACAUGAGCCGUCUGCGUCAUGGUCUGGUACUUCUGGAAAUGGCGGAUAUCAGAGCUCUGGGCCUGCUCCCGGUACUAGGGCAGCCAACGCAGAGUUCAAGGAAAAGGUAUUGUCAUGGGCGCAUGGGGUAUAUGUCGAUCUCCUGGCGUCCAUCCACCGAGCACGCCGUAAUAGUGUUUCGAAUGCCGCCCAAGAUGGACAGACUCAACGGAUCCUGAAACCUAGCAUUUACCCUAAACCUCCACGCCAGCCCGGUCUUGAUUUCUCACAUACAGCUGCACCUGAAUUUUCUCGACAUAAUAGCUAUCCUUCAAGCCAGAGUCAUCGCUAUGCUUCACAAUUCCAACAGUUAACGACGAGUAAUCAUCUGGUUGACAGAUUACGGCAUACAGGUCGUCUGAAUUCUAUAUCUGGCUCACCUUUUUCCUCUGGCUCACUAGGCGAGAGCAACACAGUUGUAAACGCGGCAUCUUCACUGGAGCUAUUGUCACAUCUUUGCAUGGAAAGCGGUUGGGAAUGGAUUGAUGGCAUGCUUCUCGGUGGAUGUCUUGCUUACGGUCUAGGCGACUACAACAAGGCGAUGCGAUGGUAUAUGAGAAUCAUUGCGCGCGAUGCAGCACACGUCGAAGCUAUUUCUAAUCUUGCAGCCACCCUGCUGGCCUUGGAUCGGAGGGAGGAGGCAUUGCAACACUGGCUUCGCGCUGUAAAGCUGCGCCCGAGCUAUUUCGAAGCCGUUGAACAUCUUAUUGGCCUUUUAUGCAGCAGUCAACGUGGGAAGGAGGCAGUCAACAUUAUUGACUUUGUGCAGAACUCUCUAUGGAUGUCUAAGAACGGCGACUGUUUCAAAGCUGACGAGCACGCCAGCGAAACGGAGAGUGACGCCGACAGUCGAGUCUCCAGCGCGUCCGACCUGGGAUCAUAUGAGAAGGCCGCCUUUGAUUACGAUGAUGAUUUCAGCCGGUCGGCCUUUGUUAAUCGCCAGUCUGGAGAAAGCGUUGCUGCUGGGUACGGCUCUAGCGGGUAUUGUGUUCCGGGCUGCGACAAUGGCCGGAUGCUCGCUCUUGUUCACGCGAAAGGAAACAUGCUAUAUGCCCUGGGUGACUACGUGGCGGCAGCGGUAGCUUUUGAAGAUGCUAUCCUAAUUAGUGCGGGACGAAGGAGUCAUGGCAUUCAAAACCUCAUUAAGCAGAUUUUCGCCGCAUUUUCGCAAGGCUCACGCAGCGGAUAUAUGGGUUCUGAUCAUCACGAUUUGCAGGAGACCAUUUUACUCUACCCCGACAAGGCACUCCAGACGUCAAAAUUGGUCUUUGCUCCUUGUGGAACACCGCCAGGGAUCAAAUAUGUGCCGGAAGGUCUGGCGAGAAAGGCUGCUUUAGCCACGACAAGCAAUUCAUUACUCUCGCUGGCAAAGAUAUACCAGGACGGCAUGUCAAGCGCCCAGAGUAAUACUAAUGGUGCACCUCGAUCUGCACCCGGUGUUCGGGACAUUCUCGCUCUAUACUAUUUGUCGCUUUCCCUUCAACCGAGUCCGUCUACCGCCAACAACGUUGGCAUUUUGCUUGCCGGUAUCCACAACAAUGCUCCUGGAAAGGGUCUUGCCCGGUCCAGCGGGGAGAUGCAGCACCCCAAUAUACCUGGUGUCAUUCCUGGUACCGGAGUGUCACUAGCCCUGGCUUACUAUAAUUAUGGGCUACAUCUCGACUCGCGGCAUGCUCACCUAUAUACAAACCUCGGCAGUCUACUCAAGGAUAUUGGCCAACUGCAAGCGGCUAUCCGCAUGUACGAACAGGCCGUUCAGUGUGACGGCAACUUCGAUAUUGCACUAGCGAACCUGGCGAAUGCAGUUAAAGAUGCAGGAAGAGUCAAUGACGCAAUCUCAUACUAUAAGCGCGCCGUGAAAGUGAAUCCGGAGUUUGCAGAGGCCGUAUGUGGGUUGGCUAAUGCCCUUAACUCGGUGUGCAACUGGAUGGGCCGCGGAGGCAUCGCCAAUGCAUUUGGCUUCCUGGAUCGUUGGCAUGUGGAUGACCAAGGCAUGCUUCGUGACUCGUACGGCAUCGACGCGGGCACUGGGUGGAUCAAACGUGUGGUUGACAUCGUCGAUCGGCAGCUGAAAGAAGGUGAAAUCUGGGGCCGUGGCCUCUUGACAACGAAUACGAUCGAGCAGCUGUGCGCGCAGCUGGUUCCCGCGGUGGAUGGCCGUCGUCGAUCUGUUGCUGGAACCCUUGUUGCAAUGCUCCAGUCUUGGGCUGGACAGAAGUGGGAGGGCUCCCGUAUUGUUAAGCUCGUGGAACGCGUGAUUAGGGCCAUCACAUGGAGAUGGUACCAAGAUCGCUACGUCUAUGGCAGGGAAUACCCAUCGUCGAAAUAUCGACGACCACAGCUACCUGCUGGUUUAUCGGCACCAAACGCACCCACUGUCCUCCCGUUUCAUACAUUCACCUGCCCACUAUCGGCGAAACAGAUUCGACAGAUCUCUCAGCGAAAUGGCCUGCGUAUAUCUUGCUCGACUUUGCGGUCUCCUUGGCUGCCGCCUACGGUUUACCCACCGCCGGCUCCUCCAAACCCAUACCUCAAGGUUGGAUAUGUAUCGUCUGACUUCAACAACCAUCCGCUUGCCCAUCUGAUGCAGUCAGUGUUCGGGUUGCACAACCCGACCAAAAUAAAGGCGUACUGCUAUGCGACCACUGCAAGCGACAAGUCGAUUCACCGGCAGCAGAUCGAGAAAGAGGCACCCGUGUUCCACGAUGCCAGUGGAUGGCCCGUUGAACGGCUCGUGAGGCAGAUAGUCGAAGAUGGCAUUCAUAUCCUCAUUAACCUCAAUGGCUACACGCGGGGUGCGCGCAAUGAGGUUUUCGCUGCGAGACCAGCCCCGAUUCACAUGUCCUUCAUGGGAUUUGCGGGAACAUUAGGCGCGGAAUGGUGUGACUACAUUCUUGCCGACAAGUUGUCCAUUCCUCCGGACACACUAUCACCAGGCAAUCGCUUGACGAGGAUCGAAGAUCGAUCUUUCGAAGACGACCAUGGCGAAGAAGCCGAAAACUGGGUGUACGGAGAGAAGAUAGUAUAUACUCGGGAUACGUUCUUCUGCUGUGACCACCGACAGAGCGCGCCGGACGCAACAGACUCGUAUAUUGCUUGGGAUCACGAGCAAACGAGACGCUGGCGCAUGCGGAAGGAAUUGUUUCCUCACCUCAGCGAUGAUACUAUCAUUUUGGGCAACUUCAACCAACUUUACAAGAUUGAGCCCACAACUUUCCGGACCUGGCUGCGGAUUCUCGCGAGGAUCCCGAAUGCAGUGCUUUGGCUUCUCCGCUUUCCCGAUCUUGGGGAGCAAAAUCUCAGGGAGACUGCUGUAGCCUGGGCGGGCGAGGAGACAGCAUCUCGGAUUGUCUUCACAGAUGUUGCACCUAAGAAUACGCACAUCGCGCGGGCAAAGAUCUUGGACCUGUUCCUUGACACCCCAGAGUGCAAUGCGCACACGACGGCAACAGACGUCUUGUGGAGCGGCACUCCGCUCUUGACCCUCCCGCGCUACAAAUACAAGAUGUGCUCUCGCAUGGCGAGCAGCAUCCUCAACAGUGCUUUACCGAAGAACCAGUCCGGGAACCAAGCGCGCGAGGAACUGAUUGCCAUCUCUGAUGAUGAUUACGAAAACAAAGCAAGCCACCUAUGCCGGAGUCUAUACUACGAGCCUGGGGGCGAAGGACGAGCACGAGGCCGGUUAUUUGAGCUCCGCAGAAUGCUUUUUGAGGAGCGAUGGAGAAGCUCCCUGUUUGACACCAACCGAUGGGUUCGUGACUUGGAAGACGCUUACGAGCGAGUGUGGAAUCAAUGGGUGAAUGGCGAAGAAGGUGAUAUAUGGUUGUGA
Molecule: messenger RNA, 4941 nt
Organism: Aspergillus puulaauensis
Lineage: Eukaryota; Fungi; Ascomycota; Eurotiomycetes; Eurotiales; Aspergillaceae
Product: UDP-N-acetylglucosaminyltransferase
Exons: 4
Coding region: 1-4941 (1646 amino acids)
Biological process (GO): protein O-linked glycosylation
Molecular function (GO): glycosyltransferase activity; protein binding
Source: RefSeq, a predicted model, not a curated record